This is a messenger RNA of Athalia rosae (coleseed sawfly), 2399 nucleotides long. RefSeq lists its product as uncharacterized. The transcript is spliced from 6 exons. Lineage: Eukaryota; Metazoa; Arthropoda; Insecta; Hymenoptera; Athaliidae. The record is from RefSeq and is a predicted model, not a curated record. Bases 988 to 1620 code for a protein of 210 amino acids.
GUUUGGAAACGCGUCAUUUCAGGUGGUUCUAUAUGUCGAUGCUAUGGCCCUAACAUUUAGAUCUUAUUACAGAAAUAAAUUUUUUCACUCAUAGGUGUAACUGAAUGCAAAUCCAGACUUCACGCAAUAAAUUUAUCAUUUAGGUUUGUUGAACGUAAAGCAGAAAUUCACCAUUUUAUUCAUAUAACUAUAACUGUUACACAAGGAUUGUUCAGAGGACGAUGCCCCCCAUUGUUGUGUCUGAAAGAUCUCGUCUUUAACAUUGAUUAUCUACGAACGUAAAACUCAUUCUGAUGACCAAGUGAGCUUUUUUACGAAGUACCUCGAUAUACUUUGGUGACAUAGUAUGAAGAUUCCUAAUGGGGAAAUAAAAUCCUGGAUCAGGUACUCGAGGAGCUGGAGCUGGCGUAUUUGCAGCUAUAGGCAAUGGAGCUGGAGGCUGCGAGGGGUCCAAUAUAAUGCCACCGAACUGUUCCUCAUACUUGACCACUUCUUGUAACUCCUGAAAUAAAACUUUCAGAGAUGGAAGAAGCUGCGGAAGACAGAAGUGGGUAACUUCAUGCAUGUAAGGAUCAACGAAUAUUUCAAACGGCCUGAAAAUCAAGGAUGAAAAUUAUCAGUGUCUCAAUCAAGCGACUCUUGCUAAUUAUUGAAGUCAUAUAGUCGAUAUUCCACAAAUAUCUUACCCAACAGCCAAAGCAAUGUUCGGAGCACAGGCUGGAGUGUUUAAAACAUAGUGAAAAGUUUUUCUUCGCAUAUCUGGAGUAUAAACAACCUCUACCAAGUCUCCGCAAGAUACGGCAGUCAUUGAAUCAUCAACCGUAAAUUCCAAUUUCCAUGUACAAGGCUCCGCAAAACUAUCCACACAAGGAAACCACAGACGAGAUGAGUUCUCAUAGCUGUUAACUGCAUCGACUGCACUGCAUCCCACCUUUCGGCCAUGUGCAUCCAAUCUCGAUUACGGGAUUUCGAUAGUACUGUACGAGAAUGAACUUCUCGAAGCCACCAUCGCUUCUAAAACUUUGUUGUAAAAAUGGAUGGAAAACUAGCAGAAACGACGUAGGUUUAUUUUUUUUUAAUUACUGCAUUGAACCAAUUAAACUAAAAGAAGUUUGCAAGGAGCCGGAACCAUCAAAUUUAAUUGAAGUGACAGCAGGCCUGGAGAUGCUUACUGUUAAGUCAAACAUAUCUCCUAAUAUUACCAGACGUGUUCUCAGGAAACGGGUCCAUCAGCCUGAUGUACCUGUUACAGCUAAUCGAAGGUGUAGUCAGAAGCCGAGAAAAAGAGCAUACUCUGAAAUGGAAACUGAUAAUGAUGUAAAGCAGUAUUACUUGGACAAAAGUUUAAAGCUCUCACCAACUAGUCUAGAGACAAUUUUGGAAGAAAAAAAGGGAACAAGCGAAAGCAACAUUUAUAUUGGCGCAAAAAAGUUCAGAAGAAUGAUAAAGUUUCAAGUGGAGCCAACAGCUUCUAAGAUCAAGAAACGGCGGGCAAAAGUCAAAAAAAUUUUUGGACGUAACAUAAACAACAGGUUAAAACGUACAACGAUGCAAGCGUUGUUAGAUAAACUUAACAAUAUGCAACCAGAGUCAUCUCCAGAUUUUGCGGUUGCUAAGUGACUCAAAUGAUGAUUGUGGUUCUGUUUGUGAGAGAAUACAAGUGUGACAAGGAUGCUGAUUGUAAUGUAUUCCUAGGGCUGAUUCUGUGAGAGUACUGUGUGCAAGAUUAAGUUAAAAUAUUUGAAUGGUUGGUGGGUGAAUAAUGAAAAAGUUGCCGUACACGUUUGUGUGAAUUGAAAACUAUUAUACUAUGUAAUGUAUCAUAAUGACUGUUAAUCAGUUCCUUUUUAUAUAAUAUGGUUCUUUAAAUGUAAGUUUUUUACCAAUGGGAUUAAUUUGCUUGGGUAUAUUAUGACAAAUACUUGCCAGAUAAUGUCACAAUUGAGUAAGAGACAUUUCGGCCAUUUCAUGAGUUAUCGAUGUCCUAAUUCAUAACAUGUUCGCAUAAUUAUUUAAUUGCACAAUGAAUAUUGCUGGUGCAUUUGAGAUUGAAUCUGAAUGUGUAUAUAUCAUUUGUAAUCGAGUUGGUAGAAAGUAAUGAUACGUCGUGUUUAUAGAUCACAAUGCAAUCUUUAUUACAUAAAAAUAUUUCAAAUACAAAACUCAAUAAUGAGUAAGUAAUAUACAUACUCCAUACAGUAGCCAAAAGAAAUUAAGUAACUUUCGUAUGAGGGGUAUACAAAAAUAGAUGUUUCGUUUUUUCAAAAAGCUCAGGCCUCAAGUGGUAAUCACUGUUCUCUUCUUGUGUUCAUAGGCCGAAUAAACUCUACCCAACUUGUUCACUAUUUGGAAUUAAACAAUUUGUUGCGCCUUCUGCACAACCUUCAUAUUCUCUCAGA